Messenger RNA from Scomber japonicus (chub mackerel), 2737 nucleotides. RefSeq names its product serine/threonine-protein kinase D3-like. The transcript is spliced from 18 exons. Gene Ontology annotation, biological process: protein phosphorylation. Gene Ontology annotation, molecular function: ATP binding; protein serine/threonine kinase activity. The record is from RefSeq and is a predicted model, not a curated record. NCBI's taxonomy places the organism in Eukaryota, Metazoa, Chordata, Actinopteri, Scombriformes, Scombridae. Bases 20 to 2440 code for a protein of 806 amino acids.
CCCCAAAGGAUCUUUCUCCAUGUUCGCAUUGACUCCCUCCAGUCCCACCAGUCUGAAGGCGCCGGCGCUGGUCAGGUUCCAGCUGGGCCUGUUCAGGGAGGUGGUCCGAGUCUCCGCCAGCAACCUAAGCUAUCGCCAUGCCAAGAGACUGGCCUCGGAGAUCAUAGAGCGUAAGGCUCCAGACUGCAGCUUGGUGGGCGUCGGAGAGAAGAUUCUGCUGUUCAGACAUCUGCCCACUUUAGAGCAGGGGCUGCAGCGGCUGACGGACCAGGACCAGCUACAGGAUGGAGAUCUGAUCGAGGUCGUCAUCGCAGGAUCAGCCUCGGUGACUGAGAUGAGGAUCCGGCCGCACACCCUGCUGGUUCACUCGUACCGGAGUCCCACCUUCUGUCACCACUGUGGAGAGAUGCUGUGGGGUCUCGUCCGCCAGGGGUUAAAAUGUGACGGUUGUGGGUUAGACUUCCAUAAACGCUGCGCUUACCUGUUACCCAAUGACUGCAGUCGAGCGCGGCGGCAGGUCAGCACCAGCCUGUCCUUGUUCCCUCCCCGACGACCCCCCACACACUCCCUGUCCAAUCAGGCGGGAGGCAGCCUGGAAGAGAUCAGCAUGACCAAACCCUCGUCCAGACCUCCGUCCUGGGCCGAGGCUCCGGUCUGGGUGGGAGUUGGAAACGGCGACUCGGUGGCUCAGGUCCCGCACACAUUUCACAUCCACAGCUACACCAAACCCACCGUGUGCCAGUACUGCCACCGGCUGCUCAAAGGUCUCUUCAGACAAGGGCUGCAGUGCUCAGACUGCAGGUUUAACUGCCAUCGGCGCUGCGAGCCGCUCGUCUCCAGAGACUGUCCGGGGGAGCGGAGAGGAGGCUUCAACGGGGAAGCAGCCAGUUACAGCAGGUUGUUAGACCUGGAGGACGAUGAGUCAGAGAUCAGCAGUAUGACAACACUAGAAAUCUCUGAUGAUGAGAUGUCCAUCGACGUCGAAUCAAUGACCGAAGCCAAAGAGGUGGGGGAGCAGGAGCCCCGAGAGCCAAUGAGUCCGUGUUUCAGCAGCAACAUCCCUCUGAUGAGGCUCGUCCAGUCGGUGCAUCACACUAAGAGGAGAGCCGGUGGAGUCCUGAGAGAGGGGUGGCUGCUGCAUCACACCAACACUGACACAAUGAGAAAACGGCAUUACUGGAUCCUGGACUGGAAGGGCAUCACUCUGUACCAGAAUGAGAGCAGCACCAAGUUCUACAAGGAGAUGCCUCUGUCUGAGGUGCUGCAGGUCCGAGGCCCCGCGCAGCUCUCCGUGCCCUUGUUGCCGGGCAACUGCUCCCACUCCUUCGAGGUGGUGACGGCUUCGCUGGUGUACUGUGUGACGGCCAGCGAGAACGGGCCGGCCUGGGAGAGCGCCAUCCGCCAGGCUCUGAUGCCCGUACACAGCGACAGAGGACACGGAGAGGACAGCAGAGGUAGAGACUCUCGCAGAGACAGCGCGGACAUCAGCUCGGUGUAUCAGAUCUUCACAGAUGAGGUGCUGGGGUCAGGACAGUUUGGAGUGGUGUACAAAGGUACUCACAGGAAGUCGGGUCGACCGGUCGCCAUCAAAGUCAUCGACAAGACGCGUUUCCCCACCAAACAAGAGACACAGCUGAGGAAUGAAGUUGCCAUAUUACAGAGUCUGUCCCACCUCGGCGUGGUCUUGUUGGAGGGGAUGUUUGAGACUGUCGUGCACGUCUUUGUCGUCAUGGAGAAGCUCCACGGAGACAUGCUGGAGAUGAUCCUGUCCAGCGAGAGGGGACGGCUACCUGAACGCAUCACUCGCUUCCUGGUCAUGCAGAUCCUCGAGGCUCUGCGGUAUCUGCACUUAAAACACAUCGCUCAUUGUGACCUGAAACCUGAGAACGUGCUGCUGGCGUCUCCAGACCCUUUCCCUCAGGUGAAGCUGUGUGACUUCGGCUUCGCCCGCAUCAUCGGCGAGAAGUCGUUCCGUCGCUCGGUCGUGGGCACGCCCGCUUACCUGGCGCCCGAGGUGAUCAGCAGCUGCGGCUACAACCGCUCGUUAGACAUGUGGUCGGUGGGGGUCAUCAUGUACGUCAGCCUGAGCGGCACGUUCCCCUUCAAUGAGGACGAGGACAUCAAGCAGCAGAUCACCAACGCUGCAUUCAUGUACCCGAAACAUCUGUGGGCCUCCAUCUCUCUGGAGGCGGUGAGUCUCAUCAACAACCUCCUGCAGGUGUCGGUCAGACGGAGGUUCAGUGUGGGCAGAGCGCUCGGUCACACGUGGCUGCAGGACUUCCAGCUGUGGUGUGACCUCCGAGAGUUCGAGCAGAGGAUGGGCCGCAGGUAUCUGACGCACCGAAGCGACGAGGAGCGCUGGAGGCAGUACGCUGCGGAGAGAGAUCUGGACUUCCCCUCCCACCUCUGCUGGAGUCCCGACAGCAAACCUGACAUGUGACCUCAGCACGGAGGUUAAAGGUCGGACACAUGAACACGCUCAAAAACCUCAGCAGUGAACCAAACCUUGUAUAGAAAUCCUUGCAUUUUUGCAUUAAAACAUGUAGCUAAAAACUUUUUUUACUAAAAGAGGGAAAAAAGGUGAUAAUAAAAGACACAAACUGCCAUGUAGUAAUAUAAUUUUCCUUUUUUAUUCCAAGUAGUGGUUUUUAUAAUUGAACUGUGAGCUUUUGUGGCAUCGCUGAUAUGAUGGACAGAAUGAGUUGAGAAUGAGAAUGGAGCACAGGUGAAAUUAAAA